Molecule: messenger RNA, 183 nt
Organism: Colletotrichum graminicola M1.001
Lineage: Eukaryota; Fungi; Ascomycota; Sordariomycetes; Glomerellales; Glomerellaceae
Exons: 1
Source: RefSeq, a predicted model, not a curated record
AUGCGCGGCGUUCUCGUCACCUUCCUCGCCCUCGUCGCGGUCUCCGUCGCACAGGCUCCUGCCGAACCGUACACCGGUCCCUGCACCGACACCGCCUGCGGCGUCGAGAGCGAGGACUGCGAGGCCCAGGGCCGACAGUGCUUCCCCUUCCCCAACAUCGCCCCGGCACUCCGCGAAGGCUGU